This is a messenger RNA of Nomia melanderi (Alkali bee), 2329 nucleotides long. RefSeq names its product clavesin-2. Gene Ontology annotation, molecular function: phosphatidylinositol bisphosphate binding. The record is from RefSeq and is a predicted model, not a curated record. Gene Ontology annotation, cellular component: membrane. NCBI's taxonomy places the organism in Eukaryota, Metazoa, Arthropoda, Insecta, Hymenoptera, Halictidae.
UUAGUUCGUAAUAGUAACGCGAUUGAACGAAACCGACACGUCUCGAGUCGAUCGCUGCGCCGCGCAACCGAUCCUUUUCCUUCUUCCACCGUGCGCGGCGAUCAUCUCGCCUUGAAGCUUUCUCUCUCGCUCCUUUGUUUCCCAAUGCUCUAACACUUUCGAGCGAAUCGCAACAGGCGACUUCAUUGCGUGCCGUUCGCUCGUGUCCGCUCGAGCAACGAGGUUCCUUCGCCGAGCGGAUUCUUUGUCUCCGUUGUUCUCGAAUUCGAGCGCGACACGUCCGCCGGGAACCGGUGUCCGAAAAAUGAUCGAACAGUGAGUGACUCGCGAGCGUUCCGUAAUCCAACGUUGUCCCGGCUCUCGGUGGAAACCUUGCGUGACGGUGUUCAACCGGUUCAACGGUGCGACACGCUGGAAAAAAUACGCCAGAGGGAAAAUCGAAUCAGACAGUGUCUACGGAUCGGUGGAAAAAAAAUAGCUGCUCGACAUCCACGGUAAAGCAGAGGAAGGGCCGGCGAGAUGUCCGAGUACUGCGAGUACAUGUGGGAUCCCACGAGGGGUCACGCGAGCACCGCUCUGGCGCGGAGCAUUUACGAGGAGGAAGCCAGGUUCGACAAACGUGACAAGAAGCUGGCCAUUAAGACCGUCCGAGCGAUAUUACGGGAAAUGCCGGAUGUAGACCUGAAGCACUGCACGGACGAAUAUAUUACCCGUUUCCUGCUGGCCCGGAAGUAUCGGACGGAGCAGGCUGCUGCCCUGAUAGCCGCUUAUCAGGCGCAAGUAGCACAUCGACAAGAUAUCUUCGGCAAUUUAACGGCUAGGGACCCGGCCCUGCAACGAGCGCUGCGCGCUGGGAUACCGGGUGUACUUCCGGCUCGUGAUAGGAAAGGUAGAUGCGUGCUGGUUAUUUUAGCCUCUCAAUGGGACCCCGUAGCGGUACCAGCGUUGUCAGUGCAGAGGGCACUCUUCUUGGUACUGGAAAUUCUCAUUCAAGAUCCUCGAAAUCAGCAAUCCGGUUUCGUGGCCGUGGUGGAUUGGAGUGGUUUCUCCUUGCGGCAGGGCGGUGCUUUGGGCGCAGCGGCGUUGCGAAACCUAAUAGCUGCCCUUCGUGGACGAUUUCCGGCACGAUUUAAAGCCAUCCACUUCCUCUCUGCGCCUUUAUACGUCCAGGCCACAUUGGCCCUUGUGAAACCCUUCCUGGAUGAAAAGACUCGGAACAAGAUCUACCUUCACGGGAAUAAUUUGAGCACGCUGCACGAACACCUGCCUACUGACAUCCUGCCAGCGGAGUUAGGUGGUACGGGGCCUGCUUUUAAUCCAGGACUAUGGGCAGAGCCAGUCAUUCAUUCAGCAAUGAAGGAAGCUGAACUGGCUGCCAUAAAAAAGGAGAAGGAUCGCGCUGAGAACGGUGGGAAAAUGUGUGACAAAACGCUGAUAGAGUCGAAGAAUGUAGAGAAUCACAAGAGAAACGAGACGAACAGCUUGGAGUCUAGUAAUAACAUGAACAGAGAGAAUGGGAGACGAUUUUUUAAUCCUUUUGGUAGUUCCGCGAGGAAUCAGUCGACGAAAAAGCCCGGGGCUAAUGUAGAAUUAAAUUUAAUUAACCGUAGUAACACAGAAGAGGGAAAGGAGAGCAGGAAAGGGUGUAAAAUGAUAGAGAAAAACGAGGAUCCUUAUUGUCAGAGUAGAGAUAAAAUGUUGAGCAAUGGGAACGACGAUUAUUUCAAUGAUAAAAGGGACUCGUACAAAGACGUGGAGGAUAAUUUAUUAACUUACCAGUCUGAAACAAAUUCUAAUAACUAUGAGAUCUCGAAUAGGAUAGACAGCGAUGACAGUAAGGAGAACUCAUUAGAUAAUAGAUCAGAGAAUGCACUUAUUGACGCGAACAAGGGUGAGAUCCCGUCUGAAGAAACGAAUCUCAUAACAUAAUAACAAUCUCGUGGACGUACUAAUCUUUAAAACGAAUUCGUUGAGUACUUAAGCGGAAUUUUUAUACGGUAUAUUAAAUUUAGAUAUGUGUAUCUAAAUAAUGAAACUUUUCAUAGAUCUUUGACGAGAGGAACAAAUAAAAAUUGAUAUAGUUUUAGAAUAAUCUUCUAUAGGCUGUAAGAAGUAUCUUGUGAUAUGGUUAACAUUAUUUUUAAUGUAUUUAAACGUUCAUGAGGCUUUUAUUUUUCUCUCUUAUAUAGAAAACAUUCACUUACUGGUAUCAACACAUUUAGGUAUUAUUAGAAUAUUUAAGCUAACAAAUUUCAUUAAGAUUAUUGUUUUAAACAUAGAACUUUGGUUCUGUUAUCAAAAAUAUAGAAAAUGUUCCUUCAAAGUAUUG